Molecule: messenger RNA, 1774 nt
Organism: Arabidopsis lyrata subsp. lyrata
Lineage: Eukaryota; Viridiplantae; Streptophyta; Magnoliopsida; Brassicales; Brassicaceae
Product: protein NETWORKED 4B
Exons: 3
Coding region: 286-1596 (436 amino acids)
Source: RefSeq, a predicted model, not a curated record
CGGGUGGUGCAUGUGAAGAUGUGUGGCCACUUGGGCAGCAAAGAACAGACUGUCAGAUAAACAAAAGAAGAAAAUGGCAAACAUUUGAAUCCCAAAGAGCGCCACUUUCUCUUCGCUACUCGACAAAUCUUCCCUCCUCUUUGUCGUCCGUCCCUUUAUACCUUUUCACAUUCUGCUUCGUAACUCUCAAACCCUAGAAUCCUCUACUUAAACCUUCCUUUGUUUCCCCAUCACUUUCCCUGUUAAUCUGCUCUUUUGUUCCCUCGAUCAGAUCAAUUUUUCAAGAUGGAUUUUACAACAGUUGAAGUCACGAAAGAUUCACCACAUAAUUCUAAUUCUUUUGUGGAAAUCUCAACAGUUUCAGACCACAAUGGAUCUUCUCCUCCUGUAACUCCCAAGUCUGAUACAAUGGAUCAUGAUUCCGACUUUUCUUAUUCCGAGUUAGAUUCGGAAACAGAGGCCUUUUACUCAUCUCUUAACCAUCACCUGGUCUCACCAGGGGCAAUGGAUAGCCAUGACUUAGCUGCUGAAAAACAAAUGAAUUAUGAUGACUUGAUGAAGAAAUAUGUCCAGUGUGAGGAAGAGCUAAGGACUACGAGUUUGAAGCUCCAAGAAUCUGAACAAGAGAUUGAGAAGCUUAAGGGUGAGACCAAGAAGAAAGAAUCUGAUGUUCUGCUUACCGAGAAUCUAUGUGCUGAGCUUGAAACUGCUCAGGGAGAAAUUGAGACUAGGGACAUAGCUAUUGAGGCUGAGAGAAGACGAGUUCUCCAGGUGCAAAGACAGGUGGUUGAUUUGGAAACUGAACUUGAGGUGAGUAGGGACUGUUUAGAUGUGUCAUAUGCUGAGAUCUCCAAGCUAAGGGAAAUGUUGUGUGAUUGUCAGCAAAGUUUUUCUAUUGAGAUAACAAAAUUGCAGACUGAUAUUGCUGGUUUGUUAGAGAACAAGACUUCCUUUAAAGCUCCGGUCAGAGAAAUCGAAUCACACGGUGAGGUAUUGGAAGAUCAGAUUAAGCAUUAUGAGGCAGAGAAAAUGGAGAUGCAGAGAAAAGAGGUUGAGUUGCAAGCUGAAAUCAAUGCAUUGAAGACAGAUUUGGCUACACGUGGUGAGCAUAUUGAAGCAUUAAACAAAGAUUUCGACAAGCACAAGCUGAGGUACGACAUGUUAAUGGCAGAGAAAGAUGGAGUCUAUGCUGAAGUAGACAAUCUAAAAGCAGAGAUGAGAUCAAGAGACAUCCAAAUUCAGCAAAUGGAGGAGCAACUUAACCAACUGGUCUAUAAGCAGACCGAGCUUGUGUCUGAAUCAAGAAAUGCCAAGAACACUGUUGAGCAACUGAAAGCUGUGGUUAAAGAACUGGAGAAUGAAGCAGAGAUGCAGAGUAAGGCUAAGAAAACUGUGGAGGAACUGAGAGCUACGGUGUGGGAACUGGAGAAGCAAGCAGAGUUGCAGAGGAAUGCGAUAUCAGAAGGAGAGGAAGAGAAACGAGAGGCGAUUAGACAGCUUUGUUUCUCUCUGGAUCAUUACAAAAGCGGAUAUAGACAGCUUUUGAGGUUUCUUUCGGGUAAUAACCAGCAACAUCACGCAACCAUCGUCGUGUGAGUUUGGAUUGAAUACUCUUUAUCAUUUGUUUACUCGUUAGUCGUUACAGUCUUAUGUCUCUUUUCUUUGUCUCAUCAUGUUUGAGUCAUUGUGAGUUAUGUUCUGUCUCAGACCUUAAUCUUCAGAUUCUUUAGUAAGAAUUUAUAUGAAAUUCUAGCUCGGAAAUGCUUUUAUAUAU